Mollisia scopiformis is the source of this 690-nucleotide messenger RNA. RefSeq lists its product as uncharacterized. Lineage: Eukaryota; Fungi; Ascomycota; Leotiomycetes; Helotiales; Mollisiaceae. The annotation marks the transcript as partial. Gene Ontology annotation, cellular component: cytosolic small ribosomal subunit. Gene Ontology annotation, molecular function: RNA binding; structural constituent of ribosome. The transcript has a single exon. The record is from RefSeq and is a predicted model, not a curated record.
CAACCGCCAAAAUGUGUGUUUAUGCUCGCCGCGAAAUCGUGCGCAUAGUAUACUGACAUACCUACAGGCUUAUCCCCAAGGCAGACCGCAAGAAGAUCCACGAGUACCUCUUCCGAGAGGGUGUCCUCGUCGCAAAGAAGGAUUACAACCUCCCAAAGCACAACGACAUUGACACCAAGAACCUCUACGUCGUCAAGGCUUGCCAAUCUCUUACCUCCCGAGGCUACGUCAAGACCCAAUUCAGCUGGCAAUACUAUUACUACACUCUCACCCCUGAGGGUCUCGAUUACCUCCGCGAAUGGCUCCAUCUUCCCGCUGAGAUUGUUCCUGCUACCCACAUCAAGCAACAACGAUCCCAUGCUCCUCCUCGUGGCAUGAUGGGUGGUGAGGGUGAACGUGAGCGUAAGCCUUUCGGUGGACGUGGUGGCCGUGGUGGAGAUAGAGAUCGUGGUGACCGUGAGGGAGGUUACCGAAGACGUGAUGCCGGCGGCGAGGGCAAGGAGGGUGCACCAUCUGGAGAGUUCGCUCCUCAAUUGUGAGUUCAUCUUUGACACAUUUUCUAAAAUACUAUUGCUAACUAUACUAGCCGUGGUGGAUUUGGACGUGGACGUGGUGGAGCUGCUCCUCCUUCUUAGUUUGGCAUUUCGUUCUGCUUGCUUUGCAUCCGACAGAAAUACCUUUCACAAAUUC